Messenger RNA from Osmerus eperlanus (European smelt), 5561 nucleotides. Its product is annotated as receptor tyrosine-protein kinase erbB-3-like. Gene Ontology annotation, cellular component: basal plasma membrane; plasma membrane; signaling receptor complex. Gene Ontology annotation, biological process: cell surface receptor protein tyrosine kinase signaling pathway; multicellular organism development; negative regulation of apoptotic process. Bases 323 to 4765 code for a protein of 1480 amino acids. The transcript has 28 exons. NCBI's taxonomy places the organism in Eukaryota, Metazoa, Chordata, Actinopteri, Osmeriformes, Osmeridae. Gene Ontology annotation, molecular function: neuregulin binding; neuregulin receptor activity; protein tyrosine kinase activity. The record is from RefSeq and is a predicted model, not a curated record.
UAUUCAGUCAAUGUUUCCAAACUUGGAAUAGACGCGUCUCUCUAGCUGCCGUUGCCUUUCUUUCUAGAUGUCUUUUUUUUUUACAAAUGUGUACGUUUCAUUUUCGUUACAACAUAGUCUAGUCAGUCUAAUAGUAAUUUCUAUAUUCACGUUAGACCCAUGACCAUAUUUUGAUAAUCCGGGUGUGGAUAUUGAGGUACUGCAAUCAGACUGGAUACAUAUUUAUCUAUUUUGAAGUCACAGUUGAAUAAUUUUAAGAUCAUACUGUGGGAUUAUAAAAACUGGACAUGUUCACUUCUGUUUGACCGAUUUCGACUUUAGCAUGCACUGUUGGCAGGUGUCCGUGUUGUGCGCUGCGUUUUUAUCGUGUGUACAUCCCACGUCGGCUCAAACGCACGAAGUGGUGUGUUCUGGUACCCAGAACGGCCUGAGCUCCACAGGAACCCGCGAGAACCAGUACAAGCUGAUCAGGGACAGAUACACUGGAUGUAAGAUCAUCAUGGGAAAUUUGGAGAUCACUCUAAUCGAGGAGGACUGGGACCUCUCUUUCCUUGGGACCAUCAGAGAGGUGACGGGCUACAUCCUGAUCGCCAUGAACCACUUCCGCCGGUUGCCACUGGAGCAUUUGCGUGUCAUCAGGGGAAACACACUCUAUGACAGCAGCUUUGCCCUCUCUGUCCUGUUAAACUACCCCAAGGAGGGUUCCAAUGGCCUGGAACACCUAGGCCUCACGCACUUGACCGAAAUUCUGGAGGGUGGUGUACAGAUCAUCAACAACAGGUUUCUUACUCAUGGUCCAUGGGUGAACUGGCAUGAUGUUGUCAGAAACGCCAGUGCCCCCAUAAACAUUCAAGACAAUGGAGAAAAAGGUGGGCAUGGAGGAUUAUGUCACCCUUCCUGUACGGAGCAUUGCUGGGGACCUGAUGAAGACCAGUGCCAGACCUUGACAAAGACGGUGUGUGCCCCCCAGUGUAAUGGUCGCUGCUUUGGGAGGAGCCCCAGGGACUGCUGUCACAUAGAAUGUGCAGGGGGCUGUACUGGACCCCAAAACAUUGAUUGCUUUGCUUGCCGUCAUUUCAAUGACACAGGGGCCUGUGUGCCACAGUGUCCCAAGACCCUGAUCUACAAUAAGAACUCCUACCAGAUGGAGACUAACCCUGACGCCAAGUACCAGUAUGGGUCCAUCUGUGUAUCCCGCUGCCCUCCACACUUCGUGGUGGAUGGUAGCUCAUGUGUGAGUGGUUGUCCCCGUGAAAAAAAGGAGGUAGAGAGGAAAGGCCAGAGGCAGUGUGAGCCCUGUUCAGGACUUUGCCCCAAAGCCUGUGAGGGUACAGGAGGGGAAAACAGAGAGACGGUUGACUCCAGUAACAUUGACAGCUUCAUUAACUGCACCAAAAUCCAGGGCAGCCUGCACUUCCUGAUCACAGGGAUUCUUGGAGAUGAAUUUAAAAAAAUCCCACCUCUGGAUCCAAAGAAACUAGAGGUCUUCAGGACUGUCACAGAAAUAACAGACAUCUUAAACAUCCAGUCGUGGCCAAAGGAACUGAAAGAUCUAUCGGUCUUCUCCAAUCUCACUACAAUACAGGGGAGGUCCCUCUACAAGCGUUUCUCUCUGAUGGUAAUGAAGGUUCCUACCCUCACCUCUCUGGGCUUGAGCUCUCUUAGGGAGAUCAGUGACGGGAGUGUGUACCUCAGUCAGAACCCCAAGCUCUGCUAUUACCACACCGUCAACUGGACUCGCCAGUUUGGCGACCGCAGCACCAAACUCAAUGACAUCAAACUUAACAGGCCUCCGAGAGAGUGUGUGGAGGAGGGGCAUGUGUGUGACCCAUUGUGUUCCGAGGCAGGCUGCUGGGGACCAGGACCGGACCAGUGUCUUUCCUGUAGGAACAAUAGUCGCCAUGGCACUUGUGUAUCCAACUGCAACUUUUACACUGGUGAGCCCAGGGAGUUUGAAGGGCCUCAAGCAGAGUGUGUAGCCUGUCACCUAGAGUGUAAACCACAGGAAGGAACACAGCACAGCUGCACUGGACCGGAAGCGAAUGAGUGUGUGGGGUGUGCCAGUGCGAAGGACGGACCUUACUGCGUGCCAACCUGCCCCAGUGGUGUGAUCGAUGGAGAUAGGGGUCUCCUCUUCAAAUACCCCAACAAGGAGGGCAGCUGUGAACCCUGCCAACCCAACUGUACACAGGGGUGUUCAGGCCCAGGUCUGAAGGAUUGUUCAGAAGCAACUAGACAAAUAAAUAGUCAUCAGAUAACUGGGAUAGCGCUUGGAGUCCCGGCAGGUCUAAUCGUCUGCCUCGCUCUGUUCUCGCUGGGUUUGCUGUAUCAUCGAGGCCAGGCCAUCCGCCGCAAAAGAGCCAUGAGGAGGUACCUCGAGAGUGGAGAGAGUUUUGAGCCAUUCGGUCCAGGAGAGAAGGGGGCUAUGGUCCAUGCUCGCAUCUUGAGGGCCCCAGAAUUAAGGAAGGUCAAAGCGCUGGGAUCUGGGGUGUUUGGCAGUGUACACAAGGGCUUGUGGAUGCCGGAAGGAGAUUCAGUGAAGAUCCCUGUUGCCAUCAAGACCAUUCAGGAUCGCACUGGCAGACAGACCUUCCAUGAUAUCACUGAUCACAUGCUGUCAAUGGGCAGUCUGGACCACCCCUACAUUGUGCGUCUCCUAGGUAUCUGUCCUGGUGCCUGUCUGCAGCUGGUUACCCAGUUCAGUCCCCAGGGGUCCUUACUUGAGCACAUAAGGCAGCAUAAGGAAAGCCUGGACCCGCAGCGCCUCCUCAACUGGUGUGUGCAGAUUGCCAAGGGCAUGUUCUACCUGGAGGAACACUGCAUUGUUCACAGAAACCUGGCUGCCAGGAAUGUCCUCCUGAAGAGUGACUACAUCGUCCAGAUCUCCGACUACGGUGUUGCCGACCUCCUCUACCCUGACGACAAGAAAUCUGUCUAUAGUGACGUCAAGACUCCAUUAAAAUGGAUGGCUCUGGAAAGUAUCCUGUUCCGGAGAUAUUCCCAUCAAAGUGAUGUCUGGAGUUAUGGUGUGACUGUGUGGGAGAUGAUGUCAAACGGGGCAGAGCCUUAUGCGUCCAUGCAGCCUCAUGAGGUGCCUGGUCUGUUGGAGAAGGGCGAACGUCUGUCCCAACCACAUAUCUGCACCAUAGAUGUUUAUAUGGUCAUGGUCAAGUGUUGGAUGAUUGAUGAGAAUAUCCGACCUACUUUCAAAGAACUUGCCAAUGAUUUUACUCGCAUGGCAAGAGACCCGCCUCGCUACCUUGUCAUCAAGUCAAAAGGAGCAGAGGCAUGGUCAGAAGAGAACAACCAAAGGGAAUCUGAGUUGGUUCUUCUGGAGGCAGUUUUGGAGGAUCAGGAGGUGGUGGAAGGCAGUCUGGCCAUGCCUCCCCUUCAACUGUCUCCAUCUAGAAGCAUGUCUCAUCAAAGAAUAAACUCCUACAGGAGUGGCAUCUCCCAGGCUGGACCAGUGGGGUAUCUGCCAAUGACACCUAGCCAAGGAGACAAUCCACGCCAGCUGUGGUCCCUACGCUCUCAUAUCAACUCGGUGAGAACACUGUCUGAGGGGUCAGAGGGCAGGGGGUGUGGUCUGGACAUGGAGCUGACGGAAGGCCCGUCGCCAACUGGCAGUCUGCACGGGGCUAGGGGUGUUGUGAGUUAUUUGGGUGGUACAGAGCAGCACAGCAAUACAAACAUGUUUGCCAGAGGACACAGGAGCAUGUCUGCAGCCUCUGAGACCUCAGAACUGGGCAAAGAGGAGGACUGCUAUGGAUACGUGCUGCCUGGAUCAUCAGGCUCAACAGAGAGAGAUUUUCUUCUGUCCCACAAAGUCUACAGAGUAAGCCACCUAGGUGGGAGAGGCUCAAGAUCCUCCAGACGUCUGCUACAAUCUCCGCUGGCGACUGUUGCAGACCCGGUCCAGGACUAUGAGCACAUGAACAAACCUGCUUCUUUGCCCCGCUCCCCUCAAACGCCCUCCCUCCAGAUAGAAGGUCCAACGACAGUGCUUUGGAAGAAAGUCUUGCCUUUACCCUUCUCGACCCAUAAUACUUUACCCUUGCCAUUAGGGGAUGACAUAGUUAAUGUUCACUCUCAGGUGAAGUCCACCACUCCCUUCAAGGCCACAAGGGACCAGAAGGUAGUGCAGUGUCCUGAGGCAUCAAGAAGAGACCUGUCUGAAGAGGAGAAAAAGGCUUUGAAUGGAACAGUGCCUGAUGGUGCUGAAGCCCCAGGGAACCUGAAGCAGCAGGAGUGCGUAGAGUACGAAUACAUGGACAUCCGUAGAUCAGACUCUGGAGACAGGCCCAUCUGGUUAAGAAGGGAGAGUGCAGUAGCUGAACAGAACACUUCGGAUGCAGAGAAGAGAGAAAUAACAAGAGGGACUCAGGCAGAGGGGGAGAAAGAAGGAGAGGAAGAUGAGGAGGAAUACCAAUACACUAAUCCGCAGCCCAGACUGAAGGAGAGCCUGGUUGGUUCGUCCAGGCCCAGGCCAGAUGUGUUUGCAGCUGGAGCAAGAGGGGAGGAGGAGUACGAGGAGAUGGAUGGCUGUGGUGGGGCCUCUUGCGCAGGGGGUGAGGCAGAGUAUCAGAACAUCCCAGGGAAGGGAAGGGAAGGCGGGGAGGAGGUGUGUAGCAGCAGGUGCGGGGGGCUGGGGGGAUACAUCAAGGUGUGCACAGUAGUAGGAGAUCCCACAGGCAACACAUCAUUUGACAACCCAGACUACUGGCACAGCAGACUGUUCCUCAAACCAGAUGCUGUGCGCACUUAAUGAGGCAGACUGGGACAUAAAAGUUCUGUCAGUUGCUAGCUUUUAUCCACAGUACUGUUGGCCCUUUUGCAACUGUGUCGAAGGAAUGUGAAUGAAAGCUGUCGUCAUUACUUUUACAGUUUAUUAUGAUGAUUAUUAUUAUUAUUACAAAAGAUUAUUAAGAUAUGUAAAACAUACUAUACAAAUCAAAUUCUCAGCAGGAAGACUGGAAAAGUAUGAUUAUAUGACCUGCCUAAAAAUCAAUUAUCAAUGUUUACACUUGAUUUGACUGGCAGCUGACCUUUUUAUCUGAUCACCUUUGUUGCAUAUAUACCAUUUUGAAAUGUGGAGCCAUUAAUGAAAUGAAGUUUUCCUUAACAGCAACGGCAAGAAUGGCUGCAACUUGCAGGACAGGUUUUUACAGUUCUAUUGUUAAUUGUGUUUUUAAAUAAAUUGAUUGGAUUUAACAUAAAGCAUGUUUACUGAUGGAAGCAUACACUUGAAGUGUAUAUUUCCCAGCCUGUUGAUGAACAAUAAAAGUGAACUGAUUUGGAUGUAGUUCUAUGAAAGGGGUAUAACGCAAUGUUAAAUUGUGUUCUCAGCUGUCAUAUUAUUUGGUAAGAUUAUAUUCUACCAUAUUAUAGGUUAUUGUUUACGAUGAGUUUAUUUCCUAUAUACAUGUGUUGUAAUAGGUAAUUGUGACCACAUGACCUGCACCAAUUUAAGAGGUCAGCAUGACCAAAUGUUGUUGUUACCACUGAGGCUUUUCCAGCGCGCCAUAAAUUUAAUGAAGUGAAUAAAGUUGAUCCCAACAAUC